Messenger RNA from Daphnia pulicaria, 2007 nucleotides. Its product is annotated as UNC93-like protein. Bases 327 to 1916 code for a protein of 529 amino acids. Gene Ontology annotation, molecular function: potassium channel regulator activity. The record is from RefSeq and is a predicted model, not a curated record. The transcript is spliced from 10 exons. Lineage: Eukaryota; Metazoa; Arthropoda; Branchiopoda; Diplostraca; Daphniidae. Gene Ontology annotation, biological process: regulation of muscle contraction; regulation of potassium ion transport. Gene Ontology annotation, cellular component: striated muscle dense body; plasma membrane.
GCUUUGAUUUUCAAAUUGAAUAGUUAUAGGCGAUCAAUACCGGAUGAGCCUGUCAGUAAUUUCACAGUCGAUCAAAGAGAUAAAUUGGCAAUCGUUUAAUAAAAACGUCCUUUGAGUGACGUACCGUGUGAACGUGAGGGUUUGACAAAGUGCUAUCCAAUAAGAUGCUCUCGCUCGACUCUGCUCAUUAUAUUUCAUUACGUCAGUUGAUCGAUACGAUUUAUCGCCUUGAAUUUUCUGUAACAAGUUAGAGACACCGCCGUUGCGCUGCGAGUCGAGAUUUCGCCACUGUCUGCGCGUAAAGUUGAUUGCGAUAUUUAACGGAAAUGGGAAACCCAGGUGAGGUCGAAAACGGAGAAGAGAAUGCAGGAUACGUCGCUACUGAAACCUUGGAAAACCCCCCGCCUUAUUCAUCAGUGGGAGUAUAUCCUGAUGGAAAUGAGACGACCGUAGGGCAGCAGACUGAAGUCAAGAAUCAAAAUCCCAACUUUCAGAAUGAGAAUGACGGAAUGACGCCGGUGAGAUCGAUGACACAAGCUGAAAUAAAACAAGAAAAGAUGAGAAUCUGGAAAAAUGUCGCCAUCAUCAGCCUUUCCUUCAUGUGUCUUUUUACGGCUUUUAAUUCUGUCGGCAACCUGCAGAGUUCUAUCAAUGCCGACGCCGGAUUGGGAACGACAGCCUCAGCUACCAUCUAUGUUGCUUUACUCGUCUCCUGCAUGUUUGUCCCAACUUGGCUCAUCAAGACAAUCAAGUGCAAGUGGACCAUGGUGUUCUGUCAACUCUGCUACUCAGUCUACAUCAUCGCUCAGUUCUGGCCGUCUUUUGCUACACUUAUUCCUGCAGCCAUCAUCCUCGGAAUUGGAGCGGCACCUAUGUGGUCGGCCAAAUGCACUUAUCUUACCCAAGUCGGAAACCGGUAUGCAGCUUUGAUCGGAGACAAUUCGGCUGAGCCGAGCAUUACGAGAUUUUUUGGUGUCUUCUUUAUGGUCUUCCAAACAUCACAAAUUUGGGGAAACCUUAUCAGUUCACUUGUGCUCUCAAUGGACAAAGCUAACGAAACGAACGUAGACGAUCAAGUUUUAGAAUUCUGUGGAGCUAAUUUCUGCAACAGUCGAAAUCUUACCAACAUAACGGGAGACGGCAGUGUUUCCUCACCUUUGCAGCGACCUGAUGAAGAUCAGAUUCAAAUGCUGACGGGAAUCCUUCUUGGUUUCGCUUUACUGGCAUCAGCCAUCAUGGCUCUUCUAGUUGAUCCUCUUUCAAGAUUUGGUGAAGCAGAACGUCAAGGUAGCAGUACAGGCAAAACCGGAGUCGCUUUGCUUCUCGCUACCUUCCAACAUAUGAGAAAUCCUUAUCAAUUACUGAUUAUUCCAUUGACCCUCUGGUCCGGUUUUGAACAAGCUUUUCUCACAGCCGAAUUCACUGCGGCCUACAUUUCGUGUGCCUGGGGAGUGCAACACGUCGGAUUCGUACUCAUCUGCUACGGCGCGGCUGACGCAAUCGGAUCUAUCACUUGCGGCUCGAUAGUCAAGAGAGUGGGACGAAUUCCCAUAUUUGUGUUUGGAGCUUUACUGAACGCGGCAUUAAUUAUAGCACUCUUCUUGUGGAAGCCAGAUCCUGAUAAUGCUGUAAUCUUUUUCGUCAUUGCUGGCUUCUGGGGACUUGCAGAUUCAAUUUGGCAGACACAAAUCAACUCUUUCUAUGGCGUCAUCUUUUCUGGUUCCGAAGAGGCUGCCUUCAGCAACUAUCGACUGUGGGAGAGUUUGGGCUUCGCAAUUGCGUUCGCUUACAGCUACGCAUUGUGCGCAAAUGCGAAACUUUGGGUUCUUGUUGGGGUGCUCGCAGCCGGAAUGAUUGGUUAUUUGACGAUUGAAACGAUGGAGAACAAAAAACCAAAGAAGAAUGAAAAAGAAUAAGUCUGGCUCUUUGGUGCUGGUGCAGAAUAAAGUCUUGAUGAUUAAUUUCACCUAAGGAAGAUAAUGCCCAAUUAAUUGGGGCUUGUUUCUU